GAAUUUUAUUUCUCCUUCUUCAAAUCAGAUCCUCCGUUCACUCAAAAUUUCUUCGGUUAGUUCGAUUUUGGUUUCUCGAUCGAAUUUUGAAGCUAAAGCUUGAAUCGAUCCUUGUGCUUCUGCUUUCAAUCGAUCCUUCCCAGUAAGUUUCUCGCAUUUUUUGUUAUCCAUUUUAGGGAUUUUAGCUUCUUAGUUCUUAGGUUUCCUGAUCCUUCUCCGUGGCCGAUUCAAUUCAUUUGAUCUUCUUCAUUAUUUUUGGAGACUUUGUGCUGCUUUCUUUGUUACUUGCUUAAUUAUUUACUUCAUUUGAUUCUUUGGUAUAUUUAGUUGGUUUAUAGGAUUUAGAGUUUUAGGAGAUAGAAGGGAAAGCAAAGAACGUGAAUUUAUGCAGUUGUUUGUGUUUUUCUACAACAAUUUGGGGAAGCAAGCAACAACAGGUGAUUUUCAUCAUCUGCAAAAUGUUCUUUUAUUUUCAUUUCUCUGCAAAAUGUUUGUCAAACCCUAAAAUUUUAAGUUCGUUCCUCUAUUUUCAAUCAAUUGCAAAUAUGCCUAGGCCUAAAAUUUUCUUUUCUUAUUUCAAAUGCAUAUAAUUUCUAGGAAUCUGGUUAUAUAUAGUUGUCUUUCAUUUUUGUUUCCUUUAUUUCCUCAAUUCAUUUGUUCUUUAGAUAUCUUCAAGUUUUUAUGCCAAAUCUUUGAUGGAAAGGAAGAAGAGCAAGAGUAACAAUAAAAAUCUUUCAUUUUAAGGUGAGCUAUUUUUUCAUCUCUAAACAAUAAAAAUGGGAAAAAGAAAAAGGAGCUGAUCCCAAUUAGGAUACUCACUUGCCAGUUGAAAUACUUGAGAUGCCCCCUGUUCAGGAUAUCUACCAGGCUCCUCAUUCUUGCUUCUAUUGGUACAAUACAAUGGUGACAAGAAGAUUGAUCAGGUAGUUUUGACAAUGAGAAAGCAGUGCUUGCACUUCAAUAACAUAUGGUUCCUGGU
Rubroshorea leprosula is the source of this 979-nucleotide messenger RNA. The record is from the annotation of a GenBank genome assembly. Lineage: Eukaryota; Viridiplantae; Streptophyta; Magnoliopsida; Malvales; Dipterocarpaceae.